Ictalurus furcatus (blue catfish) is the source of this 651-nucleotide messenger RNA. Its product is annotated as myotubularin-related protein 2-like. The transcript is spliced from 2 exons. Gene Ontology annotation, molecular function: phosphatidylinositol-3,5-bisphosphate 3-phosphatase activity. Bases 105 to 575 code for a protein of 156 amino acids. The record is from RefSeq and is a predicted model, not a curated record. NCBI's taxonomy places the organism in Eukaryota, Metazoa, Chordata, Actinopteri, Siluriformes, Ictaluridae.
CUGUGUGUGUGUGUGUGUGUGUGUGUGUGUAGCUGUUAUUAGCAGGUGCAGUGCGUAUAGCAGUUAAUGGUAUAGCAGAUAAGGUUGAAUGUAGUAAGAGCUCGAUGGUGGUGCGCUGCAGUGACGGCUGGGACCGUACGGCUCAGCUCACCUCUCUGGCCAUGCUGAUGCUGGACUCGCACUACCGCACACUCAGGGGCUUCCAGGUACUGAUCGAGAAGGAGUGGAUCAGCUUCGGACACAAGCUGGCCUCGGUGCGUAUGAGCAGUGAGGGCGUGGUUGUGUGUGGGCGUGUGAACGCAUGUAUAUUUAACCCUAUCUUUCUCUCUCUGUGUGUUUCUCAGCAUGUCGGCCUUGGAGAUGAGAAUCACGCCAACUCGGAACGAUCCCCUCUCUUUGUGCAGUUCAUCGACUGUGUGUGGCAAAUGAUGAGACAGUUUCCUUCUGCUUCUGAGUUCAAAGAGCUUUUUCUCAUCCCCAUCCUGGAUCGCCCCUACAGCUCCCUGUUUGGUACAUUCCUCUACAGCAGUGAGCAGGAGAGAAUGGAAAAGGUACGCUCCACAUUUCUCCACUAAUGGGCGGAGGCUUUCCAGCCUGUUUGAUUUUACUGAAUGGAAAUGAAUUUGUCUAAGUGUAUUAUGACUCUCUCUC